This is a messenger RNA of Pezoporus flaviventris, 810 nucleotides long. Its product is annotated as vasodilator-stimulated phosphoprotein-like. Gene Ontology annotation, biological process: actin cytoskeleton organization; axon guidance; positive regulation of actin filament polymerization. Lineage: Eukaryota; Metazoa; Chordata; Aves; Psittaciformes; Psittacidae. The record is from RefSeq and is a predicted model, not a curated record. Gene Ontology annotation, molecular function: SH3 domain binding; profilin binding.
AUGACCCCCCCCAGGCCCCCUGCUGGAGCCCCUCCGCCGCCACCCCCUGGCCCCCCCCCACCGCCGGGCCCCCCCCCACCUCCUGCCCCCCCAGCCGCGGGGGUGCUGGGGCCCCCCCCGUUACCGGGGGCUGGGGGGGGUGGGGGGAGCCCUGGUUUCGCUGCUGCCAUCGCGGGGGCCAAGCUCCGGAGGGUCAAGGAGGAGACAGCAGGGAACCCCCCUGCACCCCCCAAGGGUGACGGUGCCCGGGGGGGCACCGGGGGAGGGGGGUUGAUGGAGGAGAUGAACGCGAUGCUGGCCCGCAGGAGGAAAGCCACGCUGCAGGGGGACAAACCAGCGCCCAAGAGGGACGAGGACGUCACCAACGACGAGGCGGAGCCGGGCACUAGGACCCAGGGGCAGCCCCGCGGCCAGCGCCCUCUCCCCACAGAACCCAUGCGGAGGCCGUGGGAGAAGGGGAGCAACACGCUGCCCAGGAUGAAGUCAGCUGCUCCAGCUGCCCCCAGCGACCCCCCCGCUCCCACUGAGGAGCCCGAACUUGAGCGAAUCAAACAGGAGCUGCUGGAGGAGAUGAGGAGGGAGCUGCAGAAGAUGAAGGAGGAGCUUAUUGAAGCCGUUGUGAUGGAGCUGAGGAAGCGGAGCCUGCCCUGACCCCCCCCACGACCCCAGAUUUGGGGGUGUGGGGGUCCCUACACUUCCCUCCCCCCAUCCACUGCCCUGGGCCCCCCCAGGCUGUGCCUUACCGCUUUGGGGGGCCCCAGCAGCCCCCCUCGCACUGUGCACCCCCCGCUCCCCCCGGACACUUCAGGG